Molecule: messenger RNA, 1065 nt
Organism: Epithele typhae
Lineage: Eukaryota; Fungi; Basidiomycota; Agaricomycetes; Polyporales; Epitheliaceae
Product: protein kinase A regulatory subunit
Exons: 3
Coding region: 1-1065 (354 amino acids)
Biological process (GO): regulation of protein phosphorylation
Cellular component (GO): nucleus; cAMP-dependent protein kinase complex
Molecular function (GO): cAMP-dependent protein kinase regulator activity
Source: RefSeq, a predicted model, not a curated record
AUGUCCGACGCAUCCACAUUCGACUCGCUCAUCUCUGAGCUCACCCGCGACGCGCAACGCGUACAGCCCAAAGACGCCCUACAGUUCUGUUCAAGGUGGUUCCAAUCUCGGCUCGAAGAGCAACGGACUCGCACGCGAGACGCAUUAGCACGAAACGCUUUGCUGGAUAACAGUCCCAGAACGCUGACUCCGGUGAGCCCACCGAGUUUCCAACUCGACGAGUUUCUGCUCCCUCCCACGUCCACGAUCUUCGCCCGCCGUACCUCCGUCAGCGCAGAAUCAAUCCCGGUCGACAGCGAAGUGUCCUCCGCCCUUCCCGUGUUUGCGAAGACGGAAGACCAAAUCCGCCGGAUCCGCGCGUCGAUCGCGAACAACUUCAUCUUCCGCGACCUGGACGAGGAGCAGGAGACGGGCGUGCUGAACGCGAUGCAGGAGUGCAAGAUCGUGAUGGACGAGGUCGUCAUCCGCCAAGGCGACGUCGGGGACUACUUCUACGUCGUCGAGAGCGGCCUCCUCCACUGCUACAUCCGCCCGGAGCCCCUGCCCCCCAACUGGGCGAGCGGCGACGUCUCGUCUGCGGAGCGGCUCAGCCAGGCCGGAUACCACCCCGUCUUCGGGCGGAAGGUGGCGGAGUGCCGGGAGGGCAGCUCGUUCGGCGAGCUCGCGCUCAUGUACGGCCACCCGCGCGCGGCGACCGUGCUCGCGAUCGAGCCGUGCACGCUCUGGUCGCUCGAUCGGAUAACGUUCCGGACGAUCAUCCUGAGCGCGGCGCACCGGCGGCGGACGAUGUACGAGCAGUUCCUCGCGUCGGUGGACCUGCUGGCGUCGCUGGAGCCGGAAGAGCGGAGCAAGGUCGCGGACGCGCUGCAGAGCCGGACGUUCGAGGACGGGGAGGCGGUGGUGAAGCAGGGUGACGUCGGGGACACGUUCUUCUUCGUCGAGGAGGGCAACGCGGUGGUGACGAAGAAAACGGGCACGGGUUCAGAGGUCGUGGGGCGGCUGAAGAAAGGGGACUAUUUUGGCGGUGAGUGCUGGAGUUGGACAUGGCCCGGACGCGAGAACUGA